AUGAUUCCAGAUGGAAGCUCAGAGCUACAGGAAGCAGUGAAGAACAAUGGACAGCACUUGUUUAGUGCCCAGCACAGAGACCUGACCAGACAGAGCCGGCAUCGGACGGCCGCCGACAACAGGCUGAUGGAGCGCUUUCUGCAGGACGUUGUGCACCACCACCCAGACAACCACCCGGACAACAGCUCUGCACCAAAUGAGGCAGCAGCAGCAGCACCACCACCAGCAGCACCACCACCACCAGCAGCAGCAGCAGCAGCUGAGUCACCGGAAGUGAUUGUUUUGGAUGAUUCGGAUGAAGAGGAGGACGACAGUGCAGACAGCAGCGGAGAGAUGCUCUCCGAGGAUUCAGAAUCUGUUGAAGAGAUAGACUGUAGACCUGGCACUUCUCAGGAAUGUGCAGAGGUUGCAGUUCGACCAUCGGUUAUUCAAAGGCUGGAGCGGGGACAGCAGCAGUCCUUGGAGUUGGCUCAUAAAGUUGGUGUUGUUGAGGCUGCAGCUAGUGGGGAAGAGUUAGUGCGUCCCCCAGUGAUCUGUAAUGCUCCUGCCAGCUCUGUGCCUAGAGGCUAUGUUGAGAUACCCGAGAUACCCGUUGCGGCUAGCAGUGUUCCUCGGUUAGCACUGGCAGUGGCUUCAGAUUCCGUUCCAGCUUGUGACACAGAGAACCUUGACACAUACUUUGACCCUCCAGAUCAGGGCUCUAGCAAUUCACAGUCUCAACCCAAAGCAAAAGAUCCAAAAAAGAAGCCUUUAAGUAUUAAUUUAGACAAAUUGCUUGCACAGAGAGAUCUCAGAGCUAAGGGUGCGUCUUUUUACCCUGUUGUACGAGUGCGUGAGCUAACAGGGGCCGAGCUUUGUUCUCUAAGAGUUGAGUCGUCUUCUGAGUCAGGGGCAGGCACAGCAGGAAACCUCAGUGAGGCUGACACACCCUCAGAUGCAGCCCGUGAAGGUGCCAUUCCAAAGCGUCGUGAGGCAUCUCGUUCAAAUGUAGUUCAUCCACAAGAAGAAACAAGUUUGGUUCCUAACAGGCCAGCACUUCUGACACAAAUGCGCUCAGUGAGUUCUGAAGUGCAGUUCCAUCGUGGCUCUCUUCAGCCAGUACCUGGUCAUUCCCGAGGUGCCGUAAAUGACUUAAGUCAUUUGGAGGAGGAGGAAGAGGAAGAGGAGGAAGAUGAGGAGGAGGAAGAGGAGGAGGAGGAGAUUAUUGACCUAGAGUAUGAGAGCUAUGAGUCUGGAGGUUCUGACAUGAGUUUUGAUUGCGCGUCCUCUUGCCAGUCACCCAGUCCAGUAUCUGAACUGAGCUCUAUAGAAAUAAAUGAAUCAGAAGACGCACAGGCUGAUGUCCAGCCUAGCAAUGAAGCACCUACUGUUUCUGCAGCAACUUCCCUUCAGGGGCAUACCAACCGUUCUCAAGUGAUUACACAGAACACACAGCUCGUUCGUUUGGUCGAUGAAAGCUAUGAGUCUAGUGGCUCUGAAGUGAAUUUCGAUGGCGAGGAAUCACUUCCAUCCACCAGUCAUGGUCCCCCACCGCUGGCGGCAGCAAACCUUCCUACACAGAUGGCUGUCCGCUUGGUUGACAGCUAUGGAAGCGGCAGCUCUGAACCAUGGGAGGAUUCUGUGUCCUCAGCUGAUGAGAUUCCAGCAGCAGCGGGACAGCAACAACCUCUGGUGGCCACCCCUGCACACCUGGUCGAUGAGAACUACGGGUCAAGCAGCUUCAGUUCUGAUAGUGACGUGGUCCCCCAAGUGCCUGCUCAAGGAAGAAGCCCGGGAGACAGAGAUGUCCAACAGGAAAAUGGAGGCCAACCCAGCAGCGCUGACGCACGUCCUGAGCGUGGUGAACCCCAGAGAGAAGCAGAAGAACUCAGUGUUCCCAACCAGAGUACCAGCCAUGGGGAUAUGAACUGUGAGUCUCAUGGUCCUGAAAUGGGUUUUCAUGCUGACGCUCAAUUAGAGGCUGAUCAAUCUCCAGUAAACCCUGAGGAAAUAGAUCUUGACCUAGAGGAUCAGAGUGUUCACUCUGGCAUUUCUAAUCUAAGUUUUGAUUCCCAUGCUUCUUAUCAGUCAGCUAAUGAUGAACCUCAAGGGGCUUGGGAUGAAGUAAAUCUUGAUGAGUUCAAUGCUGACAUGGACGCUAACAGCUAUGCCUACUCCAGCUCUGAGCUGACAUUUGAUUCCGAUUCCCCUCUUCUGUCGGUUACUGAGCAGUCUCUGCUGGAUGUUGAAGGACUAAACGAAGAUGACUUUGACCUGGACGAAGAAAGCUCUGUGUCAGGUAGUUCUGACAUAACUUUUGAUUCCGACAUUCCCGAUGACUCAGUAGCUGACCAACUUCGAGUAGCUCUUUAUGAGGAGGAACCUGUUGAUCUGGAAAAUAAGAGUAAUGAAUCUUGUGUUUCUGAAAUAACAUAUGAUUCUGAUAUUCCUCUUCAUUCAGGAAAUGAUCACCCUGAAGUAGCUGUUAAAGAAGUAAUCAUUCAGAAAGAAGAAAGCGCUCACUUAGAAGGGAAGGAUGACAACCCCAGUGGUUCUGGAAUAUGUUUGGAUUCUAAUACUAAUUCUCAAGUAGCUGUUAAAAAGAUAAAUUCCCCUAAAGAAGAGCAGGUACACACAGAACAAAAGGAAAAUGAACCUACUGAUUCUGAACUAAGUUUGAAUUGCGAUACUCUUAACUCAGAGCCUGGACGUUCUGAAGAUCCCAUUAUACUUCGUGCUUCUGAAACAGGACUUGAUUCUCGUACCCCCUUUCAGUCAGUUAUUCGCGAAGGUGAAGUAACUGUCAGAAACGUAUGCCCUCAACAAGAGACGCAUGCUCAACUGCCAAGUCAAAGUGCAGAAUCUCAUUCUGAAAUUAAUUCAGCUUCCUCUGCUUCCCGUCCAGCGACAGAAGCUUAUGUGGGGAAGAAAGCAAAGAGAAAGACGAAGCAUCUGGAGGAAGUCAGGAGUGACGAUGAGUACUCCCAGCCAGCUGCCUCGAAAGGGAGCCGUGUUGACCCACAAGAUGAAAGCACUGAGCCUAGACAGGCUGGAUUAAACCUGAAUGCCACUGGUUAUCUUGAUUCAGUCACUAGCCAACCUCAGCUGGCUGUGAACGAAAACCACGUUGAACUGGAAGACACGCACAGCAAACCCAGUGAUUCUGAAGCAGAUGUUGAUUCUGCUGGCCACUUUCACUCACCGCCUAAAGAAGAUGACAUGUUCACAAAGAUGAGCGAGUGGAAAGAAGAGGCAAAGGUUCUCGAAAAGAUGAUCAGUGAACUUUAUUCAAAACUAAUACAUGACUCCACUGCCUCUUUUCCUUCUGCAAUGGAUCAACUCGAACUAGCUCUUCAACAAAUAAAUCUUGAUAGUAAUGAUCAAAUGUCCUUGGAAAACAACAGCCAGGAUGCCAGUUCUGCAACAAACCUGGAUUCUGAUUUCUCUGUUCAGUCAGUAGCUGAACUACCUGAAACAACUGUUUUGGAGCCUGAACACGCUGAACUUGAAGGUAGGAAUCACGGGCCUUGUGAUUCUGAAGUAAGCUGCGAUCCUAAUGACUCUGUCCAGCCAGAGGCUGAUCAGCAUAGCAACAGCGAUGGCUACAGAGAUCAGAUGGAGAGAGAUGACCUGGAAGGUGAGGAGGAUGAAGCGCAGGGUUUUGGAGUCACAAGCGUUUCCAAUGUCCCGCAGCCAUUGGCUGGCCAAACUGAAGUUGAAGUAGUUCAGGAGAUCAGCCGCUGGGAAGAUUGCGGUGAUUUGGAAGAUAACACUGUUGAACCUAGUGACUCAGAAAUACACCUGCAUUCUGAUGAGCCGCUUCAGUCUGUGCGCAGUGCAGUUCAAGAGUCUGCUCACGAAAUCAGUUUUCUGAGGGGACAUGUUAGUCCGCAUGAUAGUGACUGUGAGCCCUGCGUCUCUGCCAUAGUGCCUAUUUCAAAUGUCAUUUUCUGCUCAGUAAUUCAGAAGCCACGCCACUUGCCUGGAACGAGUGUUGAUCCCUGUGAUGGCCCUGAAAUGGGUGCUGACUCCAGUGAGCCUUGUCAGUCAGUAGCAGGCCAACUUCAAACACCUGUCAAGGAAAUGAAUCUGAAGGAAGACCGUAUUUACCUGGAAGAUAAGAGCUACAAGCUCGUUGAUUUUGAACCAGCUUACUAUCCUGACGAUCCUGCUCAGUCUGCGCCAGCUCCAUCUGAAGUAAGUGUGCAAAGCGAGAGUCAGACUGACGUAGAAAACGAGACCUUUCAGCCAUGCUGCUCUGAAGUAGCGUGCAGUUCUGGUUCUUAUCUGCAGUCAAUCGCUGACCCACCUCCAGUGUUCUGCAGAGGAGCAGACCCCGAGGAGGAAGAGCUUGGCACAGAGGGGCCCAGCGAGCCUUGCGGGCCUGAAGUGCUGUACGACUCUGACGUGGCUUUUCAGAUAGUACUUAACCAGCCUCACACGUCCGACGGAGAACCAGAAUCCCCACAGGUGGUGCUGUUGAAUGUCGUGCCCAGUGGCAGUGACUGUGACCAGGAAGUCAUUUCUGAUUCAAAUAUUUCUCUUCAGCUAGAAACCAACGAUACAAAUACAGAUUCUGCUGGACCUGCAACAAUGGGAAUGUCCUACUGUAGAUUCUGUCCUUGUGAUAAUGAAGCCUCUCAGUCAGCGACAAAUCAAUCCAACGAAAGUUUCAGAAUAAUAAAUCGGAAGAACGACUAUAUUAUUCUGGGAGACCCCACUUGUCCGUCUUGUGGUCAUGAACUCAGUUUCGCUGCCAAUUCCUCUGAUCAGCCCUCUACCAGCCAGUCACAAGUGCCCGACCGUGACAGUGUGGCCGCAGAGGACCCGAGCCCUGAGCCUCACUGCUCUAGAAGCUUCAGUCUGGAAGAUACUCCUGGGCCGGUGACUGGCCAGCCACAGAACACUGCCCAAGGCAGCAGUUCGUGGGAAGGUCCAAGAAAUGUUCCCUUUCGAGACAGGAGCCGGGCAUCAAGUGGUUCCGCAGCUGGGCCUGCUGCCUGUGCUGUGUCGGUGAUCCGCCCGACCUCUGUGAAGCACAUCCCUUUGAAGAUACCAGAUGCAGAUCCUGAACCCGAGCGCCGUCGUCGUCGGGCUGGUGGACCUGAUCCGGACCCUGACCACCCUCAGCCUGCUAAGAAAAGCCGCGACCUUAAGAAGGUAACUUUUGACAGGAGAGUAACCAAGUACGAAUAUCUACCAUUCCCUUGGUACCCGGAAGAAUAUGCGCAAGAGUAUGCACAAGUGUAUGCAGAAGGGUAUGCACGAGAGUAUGCACAAGUGUAUGCAGAAGGGUAUGCACGAGAGUAUGCACAAGUGUAUGCACAAGGGUAUGCACAGGGGUAUGCACAAGGGUAUGCACAAGAGUAUGCACAGGGGUAUGCACUAGAGUAUGCACAAAGGUUUGCACAAGCAUAUGCACAAAGGUAUGCACAAGAGUAUGCACAAAGGUAUGCACAAGCGUAUGCACUAGCGUAUGCACAAGCGUUUGCACAGGAGUUUGCACAAGGGAACGCACAAGGGAAUGCACAAGAGAAUGCAGAAGGGAAUGCACAAGAGAAUGCAGAAGGGAAUGCACAAGAGAAUGCAGAAGGGAAUGCACAAGAGAAUGCACAGGGGUAUGCACAAGAGAAUGCAGAAGGGAAUGCACCAGCGUAUGCGGAAGGGAAUGCACAAGAGUACGCACAAGCGUAUGCACAAGAGAAUGCAGAAGAGCAUGCAGAAGAGCAUGCACAAGAGCAUGCAGAGGAGAAUGCAGAGGAGAAUGCAGAGGAGAAUGCACAAGUGUAUGCACAAGAGUAUGCACAAGAGUGUGCAGAAGGGUGUGCACAAGAGCAUGCAGAAGAGCAUGCAGAAGAGCAUGCAGAAGGGGGCCCUAAUGAACUGGUUCGUGAGGCCUCACCUCAAGUCCCUCGGCCACUGGGUGAAGACGAGGCGGCGGCACACACGCAGGACUCUGACUGUCAUCGCUACCGUUACUACCGUUACUACCGUCACUACCGUUACUACCAAGGCCUCCACGGUCGCCCCGAGACCCAGAGGGCCGAGCCGGCCGCCGCGGACCAACCGUCGUGCUCCCCCGCCGAGGCGCGCCCUGCGGCUGCUCAGGCCCAGGAGGAAGGACUGCGGCCUGGAACCCACGCAACUCCUGGGAAGAAAAGGAAGAUGGCGGGACACGAGGGCGAGCUGCCGGCCAAGAAGCACUCCCCGCACGACGGCCCGGAGGCGGCGGCGCCCAGCGGGAGCGGCGGGGAGGCCGCUGCGCCCGCGCCGCGCGACUCCCUGGCCUCCAUCUUCUGCUCUCUGACCAUGGCCGGGGCCCAGGCCGCGCCCGGACCCCACACGCCUGCUCCGCAGAACCCGGCGGGGCCGGACGGGGCCCCCAGCACGAGCGGCGCCGGGCCGAGCGCGCCCUCCGCGGCCUUCCUGGCCGCGCCCAAGAAGCGGAGGAUCCUGCGGUUCCUGGAGACCCAGGCCGCGGCUGCGGAGACGCCCGCGGCCCCGGCUCCGGCCCCGGCUCCAGCCCCGGCCCCCGCCGCCGCCGCGCCCCCGGCGAGUGCGCAGCCCAGUGCCCAGCAGGCCCGCAUGAACCGCGACAGCGCCAAGAUGUUCCUCAAGUCAAUCAAGAAGGAGAUCCUGGAGAGUAAAAACCAGAAGAAGUUCUGGAAGAAGAAGAUGGCCGCUACGCAUCUCAAGAUGUGCCUCCUCAAAAGCGCCUACAAAACCCUGGUCCUGCAGAGGAAGUCGCGGCUCGCUUCGGAAAAGCUGGCCAUGUGGGUUCAGCUGAAGGCCACCGACAUCCGCCGGAAGUACGGCUCCCGCGGCGCCGGCGUGCGCCGGAAGCGCCUGUCCAAGACGGUUCUCAUUCGCCAGCAGCUGCGGAAGAAGAAGCUGGUGGCCAGGAAGAUAAAGGAGGCGCGGAAAGCCGCCGCCGAGGCGCGCUCCCACCCCAGCGUCGCCGUCAGCCCGGCCGUGGUGGCCGAGGAGCCCCAGCCGAGCACGGCUGCGGGGCCCUCCCAGCUGCCGGCCGCCGCCCCCGAGGCUGCGGGAAGAAGGCGCUACCGGAAGAAGUACUACCGCAAGAAGAAGAAGCUUCUGCCCGUGCGUGAGUACGACCUGAGAAGCUCCAGUUCCGCCUCCAGCUCCGACAGGAUGGUGACCCGGCUUGCCAGCAAGUCGCGAAGCAGCGACGCCAAGUGA
Molecule: messenger RNA, 7179 nt
Organism: Arvicola amphibius (Eurasian water vole)
Lineage: Eukaryota; Metazoa; Chordata; Mammalia; Rodentia; Cricetidae
Gene: Zdbf2
Product: zinc finger DBF-type containing 2
Biological process (GO): epigenetic programming of gene expression; genomic imprinting
Source: RefSeq, a predicted model, not a curated record